Rhodofomes roseus is the source of this 947-nucleotide messenger RNA. RefSeq lists its product as uncharacterized. The record is from RefSeq and is a predicted model, not a curated record. The coding region runs from base 194 to 733 and encodes 179 amino acids. The transcript is spliced from 7 exons. Lineage: Eukaryota; Fungi; Basidiomycota; Agaricomycetes; Polyporales; Fomitopsidaceae.
GUGCACAUAGAACAAUGCUUCCGUCAAAUGUUCCCAAGUGUCCGAAGUCAAACUUCCAUUGGCAGGAGGACACCGGUCCCUUCGAAAGCUGUAUCCUCAAUCUGUCCAGAACCGUACACAUAAGAUAAUCAAGCAUCGACCACGCUCUUGAACCAACUUCCUCCAUCCUCCCCGAUACUACAGAACUCUAUACAUGGCUCGAUGGAUUUUGUCUCUCUCCGUUCUGUCGUGCUGUUGGAUGAUGGUUUCCGCUUCAAGCGCGCCUACCUGCUACAAUGGUAGCGAUACCCUCCAGUGGUAUAUGGACGCAAUUGGCGAGACACCAUGCGCAACAUAUCAGCGAUUGAGGCAAAUCUGCAAUGACAAUUAUACGACCCCAACAUGGGCCAUCGACACCCCUACAGAUCAGUGUGACGACCCACUGAGCACUUGCUGCUGCAACUCCAUCGCGUGGUCGAUACGGAUGCUGUGCAUCAACUGUGAAUGGGACGAGUUCGGCGUGGGCGAUCCUGGACACUCUGCAGGCGCGGGUGCCUAUUACAAUUACCGAUGGAGUACGGGGGUGCCAAAUAAUGGUAUAUAUUGCGGGGACGGUCACAACCAGACGUUGCCGGAAACCCUUCAGCAAGCGGUUUGCGACAGGGGGAUUCGGCUUGGUGACUUCUUGUACAACAUAUUCUGGCCAGAUGGUUCAUGGUAUGCCCACUCCCGUGCAUCUUUCGUGUCGUCAUAAUGGUCUAACCACCAUUCGACGAUCCAUUGAUUCAGGGACUUGUAAGUUUAAUAUCGCUGCCUGUGGUAGGAUUGACUGAUAUUCCGCUUCAUGACAGCUCCACUUUUGAAAGUUUCGCUGAGGAACUUCUGGCAUCGCACAGCAAUCAAUCUCUUGACUCAUGCACGAGUAAUUCGAGCACGGACGCUACUGCUCACAAGAAGGCUGACGCUGU